UUGGAAUGCUUUCUUACACCACGUCAGGACUUUAUACAUCUCUGAUAUACAAGAAUAUGACAACCCCAGUGUAUACAACUUUGAAGGGGAAGGCGACCCAAAUAAGUAGCAGUCCUUUCCUGGGUGACUCCUCUGGCUCAGAGGAAGAAGACAGCUCGAGGUCCAGCUCCCGGACGUCAGAGUCAGACACACGCAGUAGGUGUGGGCCGGGCAGCCCCAGAGCCAUGAAACGAGGUGUGUCUCUCUCCUCCGUGGCUUCUGAAAGUGAUUACGCUAUUCCUCCUGAUGCUUAUUCCACAGAAACAGAGUACUCACAGCCAGAGCACAAGCUUCCUAAAACUUGCUCAUCUUCCAGUGAUAAUGGGAAAAAUGAACCACUGGAAAAAUCCGGCUACUUGUUAAAAAUGAGUGGUAAAGUUAAGACGUGGAAGCGGAGGUGGUUUGUUCUUAAAGGUGGUGAAUUACUUUACUACAAAUCUCCAAGUGAUGUAAUUAGAAAACCCCAGGGUCAUAUUGAACUUAGUGCAUCCUGCAGUAUUUUAAGAGGAGACAACAAACAAACAGUUCAGUUGACCACUGAAAAACACACAUACUAUCUGACUGCAGAUUCUCCCAACAUAUUGGAAGAAUGGAUUAAAGUGUUACAGAAUGUUCUUCGAGUACAAGCUGCCAACCCGCUUUUCCUGCAGCCUGAGGGCAAACCAGCUGUGAAGGGAUUGCUCACUAAGGUAAAACAUGGCUAUUCCAAGAGAGUCUGGUGUACACUUAUAGGGAAGACAUUAUAUUAUUUUCGUAGUCAAGAAGAUAAGUUUCCUUUAGGUCAGAUCAAACUCUGGGAGGCUAAAGUUGAAGAGGUUGACAGAUCCUGUGAUUCAGAUGAAGAUUAUGAAGCCAGUGGACGUAGUCUGUUAUCCACACAUUACACCAUCGUUACCCACCCCAAAGACCAAGGUCCAACUUACCUCUUAAUUGGAUCCAAGCAUGAAAAGGAUACAUGGCUUUAUCAUCUGACUGUUGCAGCUGGAAGUAACAAUGUAAAGGUUGGAUCUGAAUUUGAACAACUCGUUUGCAAAUUGCUAAAUAUAGAAGGGGAACCUUCCUCUCAGAUAUGGAGACACCCCACUUUGUGUCACAGCAAAGAAGGAAUCACUUCCCCUCUGACAACACUGCCUUCUGAAGCUCUACAGACGGAAGCUAUUAAGUUAUUUAAGACCUGCCAGCUUUUUAUAAAUGCAGCAGUUGACUCCCCUGCAAUUGAUUACCACAUAUCUCUAGCACAGAGUGCUUUGCAAAUCUGUCUCACACAUCCUGAGCUACAGAAUGAAAUUUGCUGUCAGCUUAUUAAACAGACAAGACGAAGACAGCCACAGAAUCAACCAGGACCAUUGCAGGGCUGGCAGCUCUUGGCACUUUGUGUUGGGCUCUUCCUUCCCCAUCAUCCUUUCCUGUGGCUUCUCAAGCUCCACCUAAAGAGGAAUGCAGAUUCCAGGACAGAAUUUGGAAAAUAUGCCAUUUACUGCCAGCGAUGUGUAGAAAGAACGCAACAAAAUGGAGAUCGAGAAGCAAGACCCUCAAGAAUGGAAAUUCUUUCAACCCUUCUUCGAAACCCUUACCAUCAUUCUUUGCCCUUCAGUAUACCAGUGCACUUCAUGAAUGGGAUAUAUCAGGUAGUUGGGUUUGAUGCAUCCACCACAGUGGAAGAAUUUUUGAAUACUUUGAACCAGGACACAGGAAUGAGGAAACCAGCACAGUCUGGAUUUGCAUUGUUCACAGACGAUCCUUCUGGCAGAGAUUUAGAGCACUGUCUUCAAGGAAACAUCAAGAUUUGUGACAUAAUUUCUAAAUGGGAACAGGCUUCCAAAGAACAGCAGCCUGGAAAAUGUGAAGGAACAAGAACUGUUCGUCUCACUUACAAAAACAGACUAUACUUCUCAAUGCAAGCUCGUGGAGAGACUGAUAGAGAAAAGUUGCUGUUAAUGUAUCAGACAAAUGAUCAAAUAAUAAAUGGACUUUUCCCUCUGAACAAGGAUCUGGCAUUAGAAAUGGCAGCUCUUUUAGCUCAGGUGGAGAUUGGAGAUUUUGAAAGGCCUUUCUCAACUCCAGCAGGGCAUGUUACCAAUCAGUGCAAAGUAAAUCAAACUCUAAAACAAGUCAUAGAGAAAUUUUAUCCUAAAAGGUACAGAGAUGGCUGUUCUGAAGAACAGUUAAGGCAGCUUUGCCAGCGACUUUCAACCAGAUGGAUGGCCCUCCGGGGACACAGUGCUGCUGAUUGUGUGCGCAUUUAUUUGACAGUAGCCAGGAAGUGGCCAUUCUUUGGUGCCAAGUUGUUUCUUGCAAAACCCAUAACUCCACCAUCACUUGGAAGUUCUUUUAUGUGGCUGGCUAUACAUGAGGAUGGUUUAAGCAUCUUAGAAUACAGCUCCAUGAGGUUAAUAGUCAGCUAUGUAUAUAAGAGUCUCAUGACCUUUGGAGGUUAUCAAGAUGAUUUUAUGAUAGUCAUUAACAAUACACACUCAAAGGACAAACCAACAGAGAAAUUACUUUUUGCCAUGGCAAAACCCAAGAUUCUUGAAAUCACUCUUUUGAUCGCCAGUUACAUAAACAACUUCCAUCAGCAAAAGGCAGCAUUUCACCACCUCUCUGCUCCAGCGCUGCUCUCAGCCCAGACCCAGGGACCCCAAGCCAGGGGAAUGGGAAGCCAGCCCCUUCUGUCAAGCAGCAGACCGACCAAAGGUCCCACCUUACUCUGAAAGCUCAGGAGCCUGAAUAUUCACUCAUUGUCCUCUGUGUAAUGGCUGCAUUACCUCCAAACAAGUCAUUUACACUCUGGCAGCAUGGCACCGACACAAGUAUUCCAAACUAACAAUAAUGGGGGCUACUCUCAAAAUGAAUCCUAAUGAUAAAGUAGAAACACAAAUUUGCCAACACACUAAUUUUCUCUUGGAGUAAUUGAGUUAGAAGUAAUCAUUUUUUCCGUCUCCCUUCUCUCUUGUCAUCAGACGCAUUGUGCAAUUUGGCUUUUCUUUUCUUUUCUUUUUUCUUUUUAGUAUUCUGGCAAUCGUUAGAGAGGGAAAUUCCAAACUCUCAUUUGGUAAACUGGUUGAUUAUUUGCAAAUGCUCACUGCCAAAAAAUUGAGUACUGUAAUUAAAUGUGCUUUUAAUUAAUGAUAUGGUAUUUGGAAAGGAAUAGAGUACACAGUGUAAGAAAUAGCUGCAGGGUGGUGGGCAGAGGUAAAUUUUUAGAGCAAGUACAAUAAAUCUUCUGGCUCUGUGAAUCAUUAUGUGAGAAAACAGGAGCUAGGUAACCAGGACCUAUGUGGUAUUAGAAAGUAUACCCUGUCACCUUUUCAGAUCACUGGAGUGUAAAAUUUAAAAAGAGGUAGUGAUUCCUAACAUUCCUUGGCUGUCAACAUAGCCCAAGUUUACUGGAAUAUUACCCACACUUCAUUGCAUUUGGUGCUGGGUCGUGUUGACCUUGCUUUGUUAAAUAAUAAUAUCUUUGAAAACAAAUACUAUCCUUAAAGCUUUACCCUUCAUGCAGUCCUAAUUAUAGUUUGAAAAUAUUUCUAAAAAUAUUUUUUAAAGAAAAUUAUUGUUGUGUCAAAGGAGAUAAAAUUUUAGUUUAAAGAGUCUUGAAAUGCAUUCCUUUACUAGUUUACGUAAGUGGUCAGUACAUUCCAGCGUGUAUUAGAACAAUGUAAUUAGUGUUCAUGAUAAAAAUGAAACUGUGAUAAGACAUGAAAAUUAUAUUAUAAAAAUGUUUAAUUGUAAUAGUAAUCCUG
Molecule: messenger RNA, 3782 nt
Organism: Galeopterus variegatus (Sunda flying lemur)
Lineage: Eukaryota; Metazoa; Chordata; Mammalia; Dermoptera; Cynocephalidae
Gene: PLEKHH2
Product: pleckstrin homology domain containing, family H (with MyTH4 domain) member 2
Exons: 21
Coding region: 6-2750 (914 amino acids)
Biological process (GO): negative regulation of actin filament depolymerization
Cellular component (GO): cytoskeleton; cytoplasm
Molecular function (GO): actin binding
Source: RefSeq, a predicted model, not a curated record